CCACCCCCCCUCAGCUGUGGAUCAGCUCCGUACGGCUUCCUCAUCUCCUCCUGAGCUCCGCACAGGGACCAGACCGCCUCAGAGUAGCAGAAACGGGACCACUACCUGACACACCGCUCCACACCUCCAUCAUGGCGCUCACCAACGACCCCAACUACAAGAAGCUGGAGCAGUGGUACCGAGACAACGCGGGCAGCCUCAACAUGAGGGACAUGUUCGAGUCCGACAAGGACAGAUUCAGCAAGUUCAGCACGACGCUGCAGACGGACGACGGAGAGAUCCUGCUUGACUUCUCCAAAAACCUCAUCAACCAGGAAGUCAUGUCCAUGCUGCUCGCCAUGGCCAAGUCAAUGGGAGUGGAGGAGGCUCGAGAAAAGAUGUUCUCUGGAGAGAAGAUCAACUUCACUGAGGGUCGUGCAGUGCUCCACGUCGCUCUGCGUAAUCGCUCCAACAAGCCGAUCACUGUGGACGGUCAAGACGUGAUGCCGGAGGUGAACCGAGUUCUGGACAAGAUGAAGGCGUUCUGUCAGAGGGUCCGCAGCGGGCAGUGGAAAGGCUUCAGCGGGAAAAGCAUCACUGACGUGGUGAACAUCGGCAUCGGGGGCUCUGACCUGGGCCCUCUGAUGGUCACCGAGGCUCUGAAGCCAUACUCAUCCGGGGGACCAAACGUUUGGUUCGUCUCAAACAUCGAUGGGACUCACAUGGCCAAGACCCUCGCCCAGCUCAACGCAGAGACCACACUGUUCAUCAUCGCCUCCAAGACGUUCACCACACAGGAGACUAUCACCAACGCAGAGUCUGCCAGAGAAUGGUUCCUGAAGACCGCCAACGAUAAAUCUGCCGUGGCCAAACACUUUGUGGCUCUCUCCACCAACGCAGUCAAAGUUAAGGACUUUGGCAUCGACACAGCCAACAUGUUUGAGUUCUGGGAUUGGGUCGGAGGUCGUUACUCUCUGUGGUCGGCCAUCGGUCUGUCCAUCGCUCUGCAUGUAGGUUUUGAAAACUUUGAGCAGCUUCUGUCCGGAGCUCAUUGGAUGGAUAACCAUUUCCGCAGCACCCCCCUGCAGCAGAACGUUCCCGUUCUUCUCGCUCUGCUUGGCGUCUGGUACAUCAACUUCUUCCAGGCAGAGACUCACGCCAUGCUGCCCUACGACCAGUACAUGCACCGCUUCGCCGCUUACUUCCAACAGGGAGACAUGGAGUCUAACGGGAAAUACAUCACUAAAGAUGGAAGCCGUGUGAACUAUCACACUGGACCAAUCGUGUGGGGGGAACCAGGAACUAACGGACAACACGCCUUCUACCAGCUCAUACACCAGGGAACUCGGAUGAUUCCUGCUGACUUCCUCAUUCCUGCUCAGUCUCAGCAUCCAAUCAGCAACAACCUCCAUCACAAGAUCCUGGUGGCGAACUUCCUGGCUCAGACUGAAGCUCUGAUGAAGGGAAAAACUUCCGAUGAGGCUCGAAGAGAGCUGGAGGCUGGCGGCCUGAAAGGAGACGCUCUGGAGAAACUGCUACCACACAAAGUGUUUGAGGGAAACAAGCCGAGUAACUCCAUUGUUUUUAAGAAGCUGAGUCCGUUCAUGCUGGGAGCUCUGGUCGCCAUGUACGAACACAAGAUCUUUGUGCAGGGAGUCAUGUGGAACAUCAACAGCUACGACCAGUGGGGGGUUGAACUGGGGAAACAGCUGGCGAAGCAGAUCGAGCCAGAGCUGAAAGACGACUCGGAGGUCACCUCCCAUGACUCGUCCACUAACGGACUCAUCAACUUCCUGAAGAAGAACUUCGCCUGAGCCCCCUCCUCCUCCUCCUCCCCCACUCUGUACUCCUCUGUCAUUGGCUGAAGCUCUGUUUUGGUCCGUCCGAGCACUUCCUGUUUGUUGAUGUGAUACGUCACAUGUAGCCGUGUUUAAACUUGAAAAGGGAGAUUAUAUAUUGCUUUAAAGGGAGAAGAGAAAAUCAAAUGUGCAGAUGUUACUGUAGGUGACUACUCUAGUCAGCACUGCCUUUCAAAAUAAAAGCCCUGUUGUCACUGGA
Labrus mixtus (cuckoo wrasse) is the source of this 2037-nucleotide messenger RNA. RefSeq names its product glucose-6-phosphate isomerase a (gene gpia). Gene Ontology annotation, molecular function: monosaccharide binding; glucose-6-phosphate isomerase activity; carbohydrate derivative binding. The record is from RefSeq and is a predicted model, not a curated record. The coding region runs from base 132 to 1793 and encodes 553 amino acids. Gene Ontology annotation, biological process: gluconeogenesis; glucose 6-phosphate metabolic process; glycolytic process. The transcript is spliced from 18 exons. Gene Ontology annotation, cellular component: cytosol. Lineage: Eukaryota; Metazoa; Chordata; Actinopteri; Labriformes; Labridae.